Molecule: messenger RNA, 1069 nt
Organism: Suillus clintonianus
Lineage: Eukaryota; Fungi; Basidiomycota; Agaricomycetes; Boletales; Suillaceae
Exons: 15
Coding region: 125-985 (286 amino acids)
Source: RefSeq, a predicted model, not a curated record
AUGAAAUCUAGACUUGAGCGCUGAGCGCUUGAGCUUGCUCGUUUCCCUGCUCAUUCACAAGAGAUAAGAAAGUGUGCAACGUGGAUUUUUCGCGCGCGAAACCCACUUUCUGCCUCUCAACACAAUGCAGACGGAGUAUUCGGCUAAUGAUAUCGCAGCGGCAAGGAGUGUGCAAGUCUAUACGUACCUAUACACGUCAAUGGCCACAUUCUGGACCUACGAUUACACUUGUUCACUUCAUCAGGAGUGGACGUUCCUACUUCGGUCACGCUGGUGCAAGGUAAAAUGCCUUUACGUUGUCACACGAUACGUGCCUUUCCUCCUCUUCACCGGCCAUCUAUAUAUGAACUUCAUCCCGAAUGAGAACUCCGAUAAAUGCCAGUUGUUGAACAACAUCUGCUCAGGUUUCAGCCUGAUAUCAGUCUCUUGUUCUGAAUGCUUUUUUGUCCUCAGAACAUAUGUACUCUGGAACAACAACAAAAUUGUGCUCGUCAGCAUAGUGACUGCCUUUCUUGCUGUCGUCAUAUCAUCCAUCAGCUUUUCCUUUGCCACUACUGCUACCGCACCGUGGACAACCAGCGCGAUCCCGGGCAUUACAGGCUGCUACCAGAGCUCGGCCGUCAUCCAACUCUUUAUACCAUUUAUACUCUUGAUUGCGCUUGAAUUUGGUCUCAUAUCCCUCACGCUCAUACGCGCUAUACAGAGCUGGCGGUCGACCAACAACCGUUUAUACGUUGUCCUGGUGAAGCACAACAUAUUCUACUAUGCAUGUGGUCUGUUUUUCUCGACCGUGAACGUCAUCGCGUUGCUGCUCUUCCACUACGGAUACGAAUCCAUGUUCCAAGAUUUCCAAUUCAUCAUCCUCGCGAUCCUCGCCACGCGCAUGCACCUCCAUCUCUGGCAUGCAGACAGGCGCGCGCACGGCUCUAGCGGCCUUGUGUUUAUUCCUCUAAGCGAUAUUUCAUCUGCGGGCAGUCCGACGUGAUGUUUGGCGUCGUUUAAAUGUUCAUGGGGUGGUGUUUGAACUGUACGACGUUAUCCGAGGUUAGCUUGGUCAGAUUUGGGAUCC